AUGUUUAUCAGUCCGACUGCUCCAGACACCCCUAAAAAUCGAUUUUGGCGCAAAUGCGAGUUGUAUUUCUCAUUAUCGCUAGGACUUUAUGCUGCUUAUGCAAUGAUGAUUGAAUCUUAUUAUUUGUCACAUAAGCUUGCUGAUUCUAAUAAAAUAGUGGGUCUAAAACAAAGUAUUUUGCAUUAAAAUAAUUAUUAUUCCAGUCUUGAGAAAAAAAAAAUAAUAAAUAUGCUGGCAAGCUAUGUUAAAAUUGCUUUGAAAAUAAUCCAAAGCAAUAUACAUUCCCAUGAACCAGCUAUAUAGAUCUGUAUGACGGCCAGCUCAGUUCUUUUAGAGAAAGUCUCCCUCUUCUAUCUCUAUUUGCAUUUGUGUUUAUCGUCUUUAGAAAAAUUCUACUUCGAUUCAAGCCAGAAUUAGAGACUCAACUUACCUAUUAUAUUAUCUUUGGACUAGGGUAUGCAGGAUACAUACAUGGUCCAGGGGUAAUUUAUUUAGUGUUAAUGGUUGCUGUGAAUUAUCCUAUUUCUGGCUUAUCUAUGCUUAUACCAAUAUGAUAAAGCUCCUAUAUCUCAUAUAAAUUUAUUUAAGGCUUACUAUUAGUUAUAUUACAUAAAGCAGACAAAAAAAUAUUUUUUUGGUUGAAAAUUUUGCUGGGAAAAAAUUCUUUGCAAUUUCGAUUUGGGUGCUAAAUUUAGGCUUCCUUAUAAUAACUGAACUCUAUACUGGCUAUAAAUUUGCGUGGUGGUCAUCAAGUCUAGCAUUUUUAGACAGAGUUCCUCAUGAUUUACCAUGGUGGAGAGUCACUAAUCUCUGCAUGCUAAAAGUAAUCAGUUAUGCAAUGGACUAUCAUUGGAGUAUCCUCAAUCUCCCAACGCCUACCAAAGAAAAGCACAAGCUUAUAUGUUCAGAAUGCACAGAAUCAAUAGACUGCUUAGACUAUAGGACAAAGUCUCACGCCUCUCACUAUUCUUUCAAAGCCUUUAUUUCAUAUUUCUUUUACCCACCUCUUUAUUUAGCUGGGCCUACUAUUUCAUAUAAUGCCUGGAUUUCCCAUGUACAAGUCCCUCACUCCUCCCCCUCCGUGAGUUUGUUCACUCACGGAGGGGGGUUAAUUUUUUUUUUUAAAAAAAUUUUUAUAUGAAUUUUUAUAGAAAAUUUUUUUUCGAAAUUUUAAAAAAAUCCGAAUUUGCAAAAAUUGGGAAGCAAAUAUUAAUUAAUUUAUAAAAAUUUAUGUUUUAAAACGCAAUUUGUUUAAAAAUUAAACAGAAUUAGCUCGAGAUUUCAUUAUACUAAUUAUCACUUAUAUAUCAAUGUUUUUUUCAUAAAAAAUUUUUGUUCACCCAUGGAGGGCGAGUUUUUUGGGGAUUUUUCUAAUGGUUUUGUUCAUUCACGGAGGGGGGAGUCAGCAAACUUUUGACGCCAAAAGGCUUGGGAUGUACAUAUUGAGGUUUUUUAUGAUUUACUUUAUACUAUAAGGGAUUAAUUAUGGAUUUAAGCUAUAUUAUUAUCGGUAUUUAUAUAUAGUGGGUAUAUAUUGGAAUGGUCUAUCCACAAUCUUUAUUUUCCAGGAAUUGCCUCCAAUCCUAGAAAUAAGAGAUUAUGGGAACAAUUUAAUGUCUGGGAGCUGAUCGCGACUUCAUAUGUUAUCCUCAAUUGGAUUUGGCUUAAGUUUACAGUGAUUUGGAGAUAUUUCAGAAUCUGGGCUUUGCUUGAUGGAAUUGAAUGUGUGGAAAACAUGGUCCGCUGCAUGUCGAAUAGCUAUUGUUUUGAGCAGUUCUGGAGAAUGUGGCAUCGAUCUUUUAAUCAGUGGCUAGUCCGCUAUCUUUUUGUGCCACUUGGAGGGAGGAAAUAUAAAAUUUUUAUACUUAAAAAAACUACUUUUAGCAUCUAAAUAAAGGCACAAUUCAGGUAAAUAAUAUAAUAAGGUGCAAUCAAUUUGAUUCAUUAUUACUAAUUAUAAUAUAAAAUCAUAUAACAUUUGGGUAGUUUUUGGAUUUGUGGCACUUUGGCAUGAUUUAACCUUAAAACUGCUAGCUUGGGGCUGGGGGAUGUGCAUUUUCAUCAUGCCAGAAGUUCUCGCCAAAGCUUAUUUCCAGCAGCCAAAGUUUGCUGAAUUUAGAAAAACGCUUACCUACAACUGGUUAUGUGCUUUUGGCGGAGGAUUUUAUAUCGUCCUUCUAAUGAUGGCAAACCUCAUAGGAUUUUCAUUUGGAAUUGAAGGGUUUUAUAUCGCAAUGAGAGAGUUUUCGACACCUGAAGGGAGUUGGAUGCUGUUUAAGUUUACGAUUUACCUUGGCUUUUGUGUUCACUUCAUGUUCGCACAGAGAAAAGCUGAGGAGAAGUUUAAAGGAUUUUAG
Blepharisma stoltei is the source of this 2357-nucleotide messenger RNA. NCBI's taxonomy places the organism in Eukaryota, Ciliophora, Heterotrichea, Heterotrichida, Blepharismidae. The record is from the annotation of a GenBank genome assembly.